Molecule: messenger RNA, 874 nt
Organism: Solanum tuberosum (potato)
Lineage: Eukaryota; Viridiplantae; Streptophyta; Magnoliopsida; Solanales; Solanaceae
Product: probable calcium-binding protein CML15
Exons: 1
Coding region: 75-560 (161 amino acids)
Cellular component (GO): myosin II complex
Molecular function (GO): calcium ion binding
Source: RefSeq, a predicted model, not a curated record
AUUUCUCUCCUUCUAUUUUCUUCAAAAUAUCGAGGUAUUAUUACGAGCUCAAUAAUAAUAUAUACGUUCGUAUAAUGGCUAGCCUUCAAUCUGAUGAACAACUCAAACAACUCAAAGAAAUAUUCGGACGAUUCGAUCUUGAUCAUGAUGGAAGCCUCACACAACUAGAGUUAGCCGCGCUUCUUCGUGCCCUAGGGCUCAAACCAACGGGCGAUCAAAUCCAUACAUUAUUAGCAAAUAUGGACAAUAAUGGCAACGGGUUCAUCGAAUUCGAUGAACUCGUAAAUGCCAUUAUGCCUGAUAUGAAUGCAGAAAUUUUAAUAAAUCAAGAACAAUUAAUGGAGGUUUUUCGAUCGUUCGAUCGAGACGGUAACGGUUACAUAACGGCUGCUGAGCUGGCCGGGUCAAUGGCUAAAAUGGGUCGCCCGUUAACGUAUAAGGAGUUAUCUGAUAUGAUGCAAGAAGCUGAUACUAAUGGUGAUGGUGUUAUAAGUUUUAAUGAGUUUGCUAAUAUUAUGGGAAGAUCUGCUGCUGAUGUUCUUGGAUUAACGGUUUCGUAAUCAGAAACGGAUUCAGGAUUUGAACUUUACAGGUCGGGUUUUGAUUAAAUUUUAGGUUUGAAAUCUAUUACUGUAUGUAUUAUUUAACAUAGAAUUUAAGUCAAGGCUAGUGAUUCGAAUAAAUUCCUAGCUCUUUUACUAGAUUCGCCUCUUGAUUAACCGGUAUCUAAGAGCGGUUUUCCGAUAUGUUUUUAUUUUUAUUUUUAUUUUUAAUUGUGACAUUAAUUAAUGUUAGAAAUUGGUGUUGGUUGAUGAGUUGUAGAUGAUGACUUUGAUGGUAUUAGACUUGGUCCAAUUGAUGACUUUUAUGGUGU